Monopterus albus (swamp eel) is the source of this 7894-nucleotide messenger RNA. It is a transcript of the gene mpdz, whose product is annotated as multiple PDZ domain crumbs cell polarity complex component. NCBI's taxonomy places the organism in Eukaryota, Metazoa, Chordata, Actinopteri, Synbranchiformes, Synbranchidae. The record is from RefSeq and is a predicted model, not a curated record. Gene Ontology annotation, molecular function: protein binding.
ACGCAAGCUCAGCAGCAAACCUUUGCUCCGAGCAGGCAAGACAGUUAAUUCGGCCAUGCUGGGGUCAAUGUAUGGGGGGGAUGUAUGAUGUGACUGCAGGUUAUCCAUGGUCCAAGUGGCCAGGCCAGCCAGCAAGUGGCGCUUUAGUCCCAGCUGAACUCUCGGCGCCGCUAUCUCCGAAGAUGUCCAUAGAGGGUCGAGUUACGCUACGCCCCGUGUUUACGCCCCAGUCAGUCCGCCGUUAGCCGCGGGACAACGGAGGAUAGACUGGGACGCUGGCCGCUGGGAAGGUAAAGGCUCCACACUCAUGCCUUGAAAAAGUGCACAGUGUGAAAUUGCUGUCGAUGGGGAGAAAUCACAUUCAGCUGGAAGUCUAAAAAUGAUUGAAACAAUGGAUACACAGCGUGCCUUGCAGGCGGUGGAGCGUCUCCAGGCCAAACUGAAGGAACGGGGGGAGGUGCUCACUGAAGAGAAGCUCAGCCUGCUCAAAUCAGUGCUCCAGAGCCCCCUCUUCCACCAGAUCCUGGCCCUGCAGAAGUCUGUCCAGCAUCUCAGAGAUCAGGGGGUUGUUCCAGCAUCACAUGGGAGUGAUCUUAGUGAUCAUGUCACAGCAGUGAAGCACAAUGGUGGCCAUGUUUCUUGCUCAGACAUAUCAGCUGAUACAAGCAUCAAUGGCAAGACAUCAUCUGAAGAAUUUGAACAGAUUAUUCAGUCUAUGGCGCAGGGGCGCUACGUGACGCGUGUGGAGCUGCAGAAGCCAGUGUCAGGAGGUCUGGGCUUCAGCGUGGUGGGCCUGAAGAGCGAGAACCGCGGAGAGCUCGGCAUCUUCAUCCAGGAAAUUCAACCAGGAAGUGUGGCUCACUGUGAUGGAAAGCUCAAAGACGCUGACCAGAUCUUAGCCAUCAAUGGUCAGCCCCUGGACCAGUCAGUGACCCACCAGCAGGCUAUAGGCAUCCUACAGAGUGCGUCAGAGACGGUGCAGCUCACGGUGGCUCAAGGUCCAAUACCUCAGCAGGUUAGCCCCGUGGUGUCCCGCACGCCCUCUGCUGCCAGCACACUGUCGGCCAACUCCAGUGCGUGGCAGCAUGUGGAGACAAUUGAACUGGUCAACGACGGCACUGGUCUUGGCUUUGGUAUUGUCGGAGGAAAAACCACUGGGGUUAUUGUUAAAACCAUCCUUCCUGGAGGCAUAGCUGAUCAGGAUGGCCGUCUGCGCAGCGGGGACCACAUCCUGAGAAUCGGAGACACUGACCUGUAUGGCAUGGGCAGCGAGCAAGUGGCCCAGGUCCUCAGACAGUGUGGGAACAGGGUGAAGCUCGUGGUUACCAGGGGUGCCAUGGAGGAGAGUCCCCCUGUCUCUGCCAUCAUGCCAGUGGUGCUCCCCACAGUCAAUGAACAACAGGGCUAUGAGGAAGAGGAGGCUGAGGCGUUUGAUGUGAGCCUUACCAAGAACAGCCAGGGACUGGGGAUCACUAUCGCCGGCUAUGUUGGAGAUAAAAGCUCAGAGCCCUCUGGUAUUUUUGUUAAGAGCAUAACAAAAGACAGUGCUGUAGAUCAAGAUGGUCGUAUUCAUGUGGGAGACCAGAUAAUAGCUGUCGAUGGUAUAAACAUCCAGGGGCAUACCAAUCAACAGGCUGUGGAAGUGCUCCGACACACCGGCCAGACAGUCCACCUUAAGCUGAUCCGGCGGGUUUUCAGGCCUGAUGAGAUCCCCUCUGCUGUGGCCCCCAGUGUCACCAUCCUGUCCCCUUCCCCAACCACCGCCGUCCUGAGGGAGAUCGAGCUGGAGAGAGGGAAGGCUGAAGAGGCUGCUCAAAUCACUACAGAUGAAAAGCCGCUCCAGACAAAGAGUGAAGGAUCUGAUGUCAACCCAGCCACAGAUCAGCUAACAGAAGACAAACACGGGAUAGCGUUAUCCCCCUUUGAAGAAGAAAGACUAAUGAAGAAGUGGCAGGAGAUUCUGGGUCCAAGUAAUGAAAUUGUAGUGGCUCAGGUGGAGAAGUUCAGUGAGAGCAGCGGCCUGGGCAUCAGUCUAGAAGCCAACAAUGGGCAUCAUUACAUCCGCUCUGUUCUACCUGAGGGACCUGUUGGCUGCUGUGGCAAACUGUUCAGUGGAGAUGAACUGCUCGAGGUCAGUGGAAUAUCCCUGAUUGGUGAGACCCACAAAGAAGUCAUCAGAAUCUUGAAGGAGCUUCCACUCUGUGUAUAUAUGACAUGCUGCAGACCUGCUCCUCACCUGCAGUCUGACGCAGAUUCUGUCCAACCAGAAUCAAAGACUUUGACCUCAACACCCAAAUUAAAGAAACAAACAGACCUGAGCAGUAUAUUGGUUACCGAAGACUCAGAGGUGAGCACAACUACAACGAUGCAGGAGAAUGUGACAGAGGAGGUGAUAGGAUCUCCUUUGGCUAUGUGGGAAUUGGAGAUCCAGAACAUCGAGCUCGAAAAAGGAGAAGGGGGAUUGGGAUUCAGCAUUUUGGACUACCAGGACCCACUGGACCCCACUAAGACGGUGAUCGUGAUUCGCUCUCUGGUUCCUAAUGGUGUGGCUGAGCAGGAUGGCAGACUGUUGCCAGGAGACCGACUCAUGUAUGUUAACACCAUCAACCUAGAGAACGCCAGCCUUGAGGAUGCUGUCCAGACCCUGAAGGGGGCUAAGCCCGGGAAGGUCCAGAUAGGGGUCGCCAAACCACUGCCUGGAAUAUGUGGAUAUUCACACCCAUAUGGUGAGCAGGAAAUUACAUCAUCAUCAUCCACCAUCCAUUCAUUUGACUUCAACAGUAUUUUGGUUGAAGAAGGAGAGGAAGAGCGACUGACUGAGGGCAUCAUUUACCGAGCAGAGCCUGCAUUGAUUGACACCAGUGAAGCAGAACUGUCUGAUGAAAAGGUGCUAGAACACACUUACUCUGGGACAGAGGACGACACCUUCCAGGCAUCCAUGAUAGCACUUCAUGGUAGCAGCUGUAGUGCAGACCUGGAUUACCUUCACUCAUCUGCACCCAAGCUGACAGCUCACCUGGACUUGCUGAAUGAGGAUCCCUGCUUUGAAACGCCGUCCGGCUUCGGAGACGACAUUCAAGCGUUCCCCUCGGAGGAACCGGCAUCUUUCACUCCUCCAAGUUUGAAAGAUAACACCUCAGCUUUUAAUGCCAUACUGAGUAGUUCUGAUCAGUGCCUGGCACAGCACAUGACCAAGACGGAACCAGUGGAGUGCUCAAACUCAUACAGCCCGUUUGCUGAAAUCGUGACCAGAUCUAAUGUAGAGGAGGAACCUGUGGAGUCCCUUCACUACCACAAGGAGCCACCCAUCUCUUCUGGAGAUAUUGAUGAUAUCAAGGUUUUGAUGAAGGACGAGGAGGCCGGUGUGAAAGAAUUGGCAGAAGACAGUGACGAGGAAGCGCUGACCUCAGGGAGCAGUUUUGAAAGGACUAUCACAGUUGUUAAGGGCAACUCCAGCCUCGGCAUGACAGUGAGCGCUGUGACCGAUGGUUUGGGGAUGAUGAUCCGCAGUAUAAUCCACGGCGGGUCCAUUAGCCGUGACGGACGUCUUGGUGUCGGUGAUCUCAUCCUGGCCAUUAACGGAGAGCCCACUGCCAACCUGACCAACGCCCAGGCGCGCUCCCUGCUGCGACGACACUCUCUCAUUGGACCAGACCUGGGAUCUGCUUGUGCACCCGAGGACGAUCUGUGCCCAUUUUAUGUCAUCACAUACGUUCCAGCAGAGUAUCUGGAGGAGUACAAGGCCAGCCUCGAGCAGGCUAAAGAUGAUGUGUUCUCUGAAGCAGCUACAGAACCACUUCCAGCUCCAAAAGAUGUUCCUAAUCUCCCUGAACGUGAAGAUGGAGAGGGAGAGGAGAGUGCCUCUUACAGCAACUGGAACCAACCUAGGAAAGUGGAGCUCUUCAGACAGCCAGGCAAGUCCCUGGGGAUCAGUAUCGUCGGAGGCCGAGGGAUGGGCAGCCGCCUGAGCAGCGGAGAGGUGAUGAGGGGGAUUUUUAUCAAACACAUCCUGGAAGACAGUCCGGCUGGGCAGAAUGGGACCCUGAAGACUGGAGACAGGAUUGUAGAGGUGGAUGGAGUAGACCUCAGAGAUGCCACUCAUGAGGAAGCAGUGGAGGCCAUACGCAGGGCAGGCAACCCUGUCUCCUUAAUGGUGCAGAGCAUAAUUCACAGGCCCAGGCCUGAGUCAGUAUAUAGCCCAGCUCCAUUACCUGCAGUAGAGAAACACAGCACCGCUUUCACAUGCAUGCCACAUCGUGCACGUCAGAAGCCGCCCCUGCCCUUUCUGCAGCUAAAUAGACACCAUGGGUUGAGCUUCGGCUGCACUAAUCAAACAUCCUUAGCACUCGCCCUCCCUCAGUCAUCGACAGCAGAUCCCGGAGAGGAGAGAGCUCCAGCUGUAACAAGGGACAACAGGGACAAGGAGGGUGACAGUCACUGUAGACUUUUCUUCCGCCUCUCCCCAACUAACCCUUUCACUCCUACCCCAUUUAAGCUGGCGAAGCGUGAAGCAGCAAAGGCUUCUCCCACCAGCACUGUCCUCCCCCUGCCAGUGGUGCCACAUGCGGGAGAGACUGACACAGACACACCGACAGAGAUUCCUGCCAGACCUGCUGAGGCAGAGGAGGAGAAAGAGGGCGAAGAGGAGGAGGUGGAGGAUGAGUUUGGAUACAAUUGGAAGAACAUAAUCCAGCGCUAUGGCAGCCUCCCAGGUGUCCUACACAUGAUUGAGCUGGAGAAAGGCAAGGCAGGUCUGGGCCUGAGCCUGGCAGGUAACAGGGACCGCUCUCGAAUGAGUGUGUUUGUGGUGGGAAUAGACCCCAACGGCGCAGCCAGCAAGGACGGACGUAUGGUAGUGGGGGAUGAGCUGCUGGAGAUCAAUGGACAAGUCCUUUAUGGCCACAGCCACCAGAAUGCAUCCUCCAUCAUCAAGAGCGCUCCAUCCAAAGUCAAAAUCAUCUUUGUCAGGAACACAGAGGCACUGAACCAGAUGGCAGUGGGACCAGUGAGAGAACAUGAGGGAGACACAGACGAGCCCAACGCUGAGCUAGAAACAACUGCUGCUGAUGGUGGUGACACUACAAAAUAUGUCCAUACCAUCAUAAAGCUGAAGGACGAUGAAGGACUCGGCAUCACCUUUGUCGAGGGGAACACUGAGAGUGAAGUAGAAAUUCAGAGUAUAUCUGAAGUGAAAGGUCACACAGGCAAAGAGGGCUGCAUGGAACCAGGGGACAAACUUUUAGCUGUGAAUGGUGAAUCAGUCGUGGAAUGCACCGUGGAGAAGGUCGGUUCUCUACUGAGAAAAGCCAAAGGUCCAGUGAAGCUAACCUUCUCUACAGAUGAGAACUCCUCCUCCUCUUCUCCGCAGUCCAGCUGCCAGGACAGUGGUUCCUCAGACGGAGUCCUUGUCAGCUUACCCAGCAUGCCUAGCGUCACCACAGCUAGCCUGGAUCAAACAGAGGCAGUCACUAGUCCGAGUCGCUCAUCCACCCCUUCUGCUCUGGCCUGUGACCCGAUGACCUGUCCCAUCAUCCCCGGCUGCGAGACGACCAUUACCAUCUCCAAGGGCCGAACAGGUCUAGGCCUCAGCAUCGUGGGGGGCUGUGACACCCUGCUGGGGGCCAUCAUUAUCCAUGAAGUUUAUGAAGAAGGCGCAGCCUCAAAAGAUGGCAGGCUAUGGGCAGGAGACCAAAUCCUAGAGGUGAAUGGCAUUGACCUACGUGCAGCCACUCAUGACGAAGCCAUUAACGUGCUCCGGCAGACUCCGCAGAGGGUUCAGCUGAUUGUCUACAGGGAUGAGGCCCAGUACAAGGAGGAAGACCUGUGGGACUCGUUCACUGUGGAGCUGCACAGGAAGCCUGGUCAGGGCCUGGGCCUGAGCAUCGUAGGGAGGAGGAAUGACACAGGAGUGUUUGUGUCUGACAUUGUGAAAGGGGGUUUGGUGGACACUGACAGCCGACUGAUGCAGGGCGACCAGAUCCUGUCAGUCAACGGUGAGGAUGUCAGGUCGGCCACUCAGGAGGCCGUGGCUGCGCUACUCAAGUGCUGCAUGGGGCCUAUAAAAAUGGAAGUGGGGAGGUUUAAAGCCGGCCCCUUCCACUCUGAAAGACGACUCUCUCAAAGUAGUCAGAUGAGUGAAGCAGGCAGUUCCCAGGUGGCCUCUCAGUCUUGUUCAGACUCUGGAAACCUCCCUGGUGAUGCUGACAAACUAAGUAGGAGUCAGGAGUCUGUGGAGCAUCAGGACACCAGAACAGUGGAGUUCACUAAAAGUCCCCAAGAUUCUCUGGGUAUCAGUAUAGCAGGCGGGGUCGGCAGCCCUCUGGGUGAUAUACCCAUCUUUAUCGCCAUGAUGAAUCCUAUUGGCCUGGCUGCUCAGACCCAGAAGCUCAAGAUCGGGGACCGUAUUGUCAGUAUCAGUGGAACCUCUACUGAAGGCAUGAGCCACUCACAAGCUGUCAAUCUGCUCAAGAACGCCACGGGCACAAUCCAGCUGCAGGUGGUAGCAGGCGGUGACACAACUGUGACGGGUCCCCCUCAGGAGCAGGCGGCUGGAAGUCUCACGCCCAGCUGCAUUUUCCAGGAUGACCUUGGCCCACCUCAGUUUAAGACCAUCACUCUUGAAAGAGGACCAGAUGGACUGGGUUUCAGUAUAGUUGGAGGGUAUGGCAGCCCCCAUGGAGACUUGCCGAUCUAUGUUAAAACAGUUUUUGGAAAGGGGGCAGCAGCAGAGGACGGGCGUCUGAAGCGAGGAGACCAGGUAAUGGCUGUUAAUGGGCAGACUCUGGAGGGUGUCACACACGAAGAAGCAGUCAGCAUCCUGAAAAGGACCAAAGGAACUGUCACGCUCACCGUGUUGUCAUAGACACAAAUAUGCAAACACUGUCUUCACUGCUUUUCCUACACCUCUCAAGACACACCCAAACUAAAGCUACAUGAGCAAAGACUGAAACUUAAAAGUAGCAACACACCUUGUAGGUGUGAUGUCAUGUCUCGCAGUAGAAGAACUCACACCAGCAACAUUUCACAACUGGGUGACUGUGUUAAAAUCACCAGAUAUUCAUCUGUAAAAAUACGCUGAUUGAAAUAUUCUCUGGACACUGGAUAUAUUUUGCCAUUUCUUGUACUGGGAUAAAUGAAAGAUGGUUAUUUUCAGGACUAUUUUAAGAAAUAUUUAUCAGAAUAUUUCUACAGGAGAGCUAUUUGUGAACUAUUCUAAUGAGGUGACUUCUCGUUCCAGGAAAAUGCCAUUGAGGUAAUUACAUAGAUUAGUGAGAUUUGGCUGGCGACAGCUCUAGUUGUCUUACAUUGUUCUACUGUUGGCAAAUUGUCAUUCUCUGAUUUCAGUGAAAGGCUGAUGCUGAUGUUACUAGUGUUAAUGAACCUAUGGAGUCACUUGUGCUUUGGCAAAAGUGGCCAAGAGAGUAUUUUAAGUCCUGAAAGUUCAAAUAGUGUUAACGCACAGUGCGUUUUCUGAAGGGAAAGAUGUGAAAAGUGUGGUUUGAGUACACACACGUGACUAGAUGAAGAAAUGUGUGUGACCGGCUCACUGAAAUAUAGUGCUGCUAAAGCUGAUAUAUAAAGGUAUUAUGUCACAGUAUUAAGUAUUAAUGUUGAAAAGUAAAUGAAAAUGAAAUGACGAUGUUUAAACUGGAAUGGGUGAAUUAAAUAUGUCAGAUGGAUUAUAUAAAGGAUGUGAGUUCAUCCUGACCUUGUUGUUUACCCCAAACAAAGUCAUCCAGUGUACAGUGACUGUUGUGCAUUUGUUGUGUGGUCUGGUUUCAGAGGAAGUCGUCUGUUCUCCGUCUUAUCACCUUAAAUGUGACUAUAGUACUGUCAAAGUGAUAGUACUGAAGUUAUUCACUCUGAAUGAAAUAAAAGUGACCUUUGGAUUCAA